Molecule: messenger RNA, 1857 nt
Organism: Microdochium trichocladiopsis
Lineage: Eukaryota; Fungi; Ascomycota; Sordariomycetes; Xylariales; Microdochiaceae
Exons: 3
Coding region: 1-1857 (618 amino acids)
Biological process (GO): intracellular glucose homeostasis; glucose 6-phosphate metabolic process; glycolytic process
Cellular component (GO): mitochondrion; cytosol
Molecular function (GO): fructokinase activity; glucokinase activity; mannokinase activity
Source: RefSeq, a predicted model, not a curated record
AUGGCGCUGAACACCACAAUGGCGACUUUCCGAAAGGCAAUUUUGACCGCGCUUCAGCAGCUCCUUCGGGGCAAGUCAUUCAUUCAAGCCGUCCUCAGCCUCUGGGUCAGUCCUCGACAGAAAGACCGGCCUUCGUCACCAGACAACCUGUCGCCCAACUUUGUGCCCAAGUCUGCCGAUCAGUUCCUGCAAGAACUCGAGGAGGCCUUCCUCGGCCGGGUACAGCAUGAUGGGCUAAAAGCAUUAUCCAACGGCCUCAAGUCACAGUACCGGGAGAGGUUACACAUUGUCGGCGAGAACAUGUUGCCUUCGUUUAACCACUUGCUCCCUACCGGUGGCGAGGUGGGCGAAUUUCUCGCGCUCGAUGUUGGUGGUUCAACACUACGUGUCGCCGUCGUCCAGCUCAGAGGUCGGUCUAUGGCUGGUCGUGAGGCUGAAAUUGCACGUUUGAGCUCGUUUAAGAUCACGCCGGAAAUCAAACAGCUCGAGGGUCUGGCAUUCUUCGACUGGAUGGCGGAUCGGAUACACGAAGUCCUUGGAGAAGACAGAUCCAACGCCAAAGAAGAGAUCCGGUUGGGCCUUGCGUGGAGCUUUGCCAUCGACCAAGUCUCUCCAGGCGGCGCACUACUCAUGGGCAUGGGCAAAGGCUUCCUAGCAACGCGAGGCCUCAUGGGGCAAGACCUUGGAGAGCUCAUCCGGUUCGCUUGCAAGCGAAGGGGCCUCAAUGUCCGACUCGGUGCCAUAGUAAACGAUGGCUCGGCGACCCUGCUCUCUCAAGCAUAUGUGCACGAUUCGACGCAUUUUGGGCUCAUUCUGGGCACGGGUAGCAACAUGUCUGUCCACCUUCCGGUAUCAGCACUCGGUCGAGCAAAAUAUGGCAAUCGCCCCGACAGCUGGUUCGCGGCUGCGACCCACGUUAUCGUCAACACGGAAAUGUCCAUGUUUGGCAAAGGCUUUUUACCCAUGACUAGAUGGGACCAUCUCCUGAACGAGGAACAUCCCCGGCCAGAUUUCCAGCCUCUCGAACAUCUUGUCUCAGGAUAUUACCUGGGGGAGAUCUGCAGGCUUGUGCUGGUCGAGGCGAUACAGAGUGUUGGAAUCUUUGGCGGCGAGAUCCCAACUUCCCUUGAGAAGCCAUACUCGCUCGACACAGCGACGGUAUCGACACUAGAGAGUGACACCACGCCAACUCUGGAGACGGGGCUGCCAUACUUCCUGUCACAUCACGCUUUCCCGGCUGAGCCGACACUCGAAGACGUCCAGUUCUUAAGGACGAUAGCAACAAUGGUCUCCCGCAGAGCCGCUGCUGUCAUUGCCACGUGUGUUUUCUCACUCUGGGAGCUACGACAUGAGACAGAAGCCGAGGACCGCUUGAAACAGGAAAGUAAGAGCAAGACCAUCGCUCGUGGAAUCCGAUCAAUCUCUUCCUCCACCAUACCAAAGAGUAUGACACCAUCUACGGAUGAGCAACGUGCCGCAAUCGAGACUCCACCAACGCCUCCAGAAGACAAAGAUAUGUUUCCCCUGCCGACUACACAAGCAGAUGGGAUCUCACCAGGCACGAACCCAAUCUCCCCGUCAUCCGCGACACAAUCCUCCCCCUACCACGCCACCGUCGCCUACAAUGGCUCCGUUAUCGAGCACUAUCCAGGCCUUCGGGCGAACUGCCAAGCUGUCCUCGACGACCUCGUCCGCUCCAGUAGCAUCUACAACGGCAAGGGCUCCGUAGAGCUCGUGCCCACCAAAGAAAGCUCGCUUCUCGGUGCUGCCGUGGCACUAGCCUGCGUGACCGAGGAGGAGAUCAAACUCGCCGCAAGUGCCGGUGCGGCUGAUGUCACGGGCAUUAUCGCAGCAUAA